CAGUGAGGCUGCUGGCGUGUGAUGUCGCCUUUCCUGGUCUGCUGAUUGGCAGCAGCUCCAAGCGUCAUCUUCUCACAUGACAGUAUCCGCAGGCGAGGAGGGCUGCUUCUCUCUGCAUGUUUUCUGUUAAUGAGGAAGAAAAUAGAGAGGCUGCCGGUAGGCUUCCCCUAGCAUCUCACUGGCUGUGUUACAUCACAUGCUCAUUCCUAAACGCCACUGGGGAAGGAGAUGUAUUUACUGUGAUGACCGCAGAAUAAUCAUUUCUCUUUUUGCAGCUGAGAAUGUACCUUCUUCGCAUACUGGGGCAGAAAAUACCCAAGAAAAGUUGCAGUUGUCCAGCAAGGACAACGAAGAAGACAUGGUUGCCGAGCUGGGAGCCAGCAAUGGCAGCUGCACGGAUUCACUGAAGAGUGUUGAGAAGAAGACUUUAAGGGUUAAGUUUCCAUUGAGGAUUGAAGAUCUCUCUGUAAGCAGUGUUUCAUCCAUAUAUUGUAUUGAUGAUUCAUGGCAUUCAGCAGAUGAUGACGCAGAUCUUGCUCCGAAGAAAGUCUGGCAUCCAAGGUCCACAAAGCCGAUUCAGGCCUGGCAAGAUCCCACGAUAAACACAGAGGCAAAAGAUGGUGUUUUGAAACCAGGAACUAGCGCCUCCUUUGAGGACAAUAAUUCUGAUCAUAAAAAUGAAGAUGUGGUUACAACCUUUCCCGAACCAUCAACCGAAGUUCCAGGCUUUUCUCAUCCUGCCUUCCCAGCACCGGAACCUCUCCCAUCUUCAGCAGUCUUUGGUGUUACAGAGGAAGAAGCAGCAAAGCCAAAAACUGGGGGAAAAGAGAACGGCACUCGGACUAUUAACAGUGUCCUAAAGGAGCAAGCAGAUCAUAACAAAUUGGUUUCUAUUGAUGGAGCACAUAAAAAUGACAAAGGUGGCAAAACCUCAGCAUUAGGAUUAGAAGAAAAGGAAGCUGUAGAACCAUCCUGGGACUCUGAGGUAGAUCUGCAACGAACAUUUCAGGAGAAGAAAAAGCAUGGGGAAUAGUAAUAAAUACAUGGUGUUAAAAUGCCAGCAGUUUGGUUUAGUGAUGUUUUACUGAGAACAGCCCAGUUUGGGCAGGGAAAGUAGCGUGCACUGAGUACUUUUAUGGCGACCGAAAUGAAGGAAGCUAAGUGCAGGGUAGUGGUGACCUAUUCCAAGGUGAUAGCUGUGGAAAGAGGUCAGAAGAGCCCAAGCCCUUGGAUCUCGGUAGCUCCUGCCUAGUGGCACAGCACUGUACUUGAAGUCAGCAGACGUGGUAGCAUCCUGGUUCUGACCCACUGUGGGAUCUUGGGAAAACUUGUCUGACUUGUUUGAAUGUCAGUGACCUCGUUCAAAAAUAUGAUAUUGACACCUAAACUUCAGGUUAUGUGUCAUGAACAAAAAUGUGGUAACAAAUGUGAAAACACAUUGUCAGCUGUAAAGGAUGCUAUAGAAAUGUAAGACAGAAUGAUGACAGUAGCCACUAGUGACCUACUAAAAUCUUGAGGACGCUUUUUUAAAAUCUGAAGGAUGAUAAGAUGGGAAAGUUAGAGCGGGCACGGGAUUUCUCAUUUGGGGUAUGUUGAGUGUCGGUGGGCUGUUAUCAGACAUUUCCGAUAGGUAUAUAGUGCUUUGGUACUUGGUGACCUCUGGGUAUUUUAGAUGUUUUGACCUUAAAUAACUUCCUGUUCCUGAACACCAGCUAUGCAUCGGGCCGUUAGACACUGAAUGUAGCAGUUGAGGGGUGAGGCUGUAGUGGCAGGAAAAGAAGAACAAGUAAACAGGAACCGUAUUUCAGGGACAGUAACUCCUUCUAUGAGGAACGUGGAGAGAGUUAGGUUAGACAACCGUGGGGGAGUUUGUAGUUAGGACUGGGGUGGAGUAAGGGUGGAAUUUAGGUAGUCAGACAAGAGCUGAGUGUGACCAAAGCUGCCAGGUGACGGACAGGAAGGAGCCAGCACACGAAGGUCCAGGGGAGGGAUGUUCCAGACAGAGAGAUCAGCGGGUCCCGUCUGCUCAUCACGGUGCUCCAGCAUCUUGGAGUGGCCAGGAAGCAGCAAGUGGAGUACCACCAAGGUUCAACUACCGAACUAUGUUGAUCAGUUAUCUGGAGCUGCAGGUCAAGGAG
Messenger RNA from Camelus dromedarius (Arabian camel), 2138 nucleotides. Its product is annotated as ankyrin repeat domain-containing protein 26-like. The transcript is spliced from 9 exons. NCBI's taxonomy places the organism in Eukaryota, Metazoa, Chordata, Mammalia, Artiodactyla, Camelidae. The record is from RefSeq and is a predicted model, not a curated record. The coding region runs from base 197 to 1033 and encodes 278 amino acids.